ACAUGGAGCAAAGUUCUAUCACACUACAUGUUCACUGCCACUUUGUACCCCUGAACACUCUAGCUUUUUAUCUCUAUUAAAUAUGGCCGGAGCUUUCAGCGUUUCCGGUGACGAUUCCGGCAACCCGAAAAAUGUUGCUUCCCCUGUCAUAUUUGAUGCUGUGAAGAAACCUAAGAGAAACAAGUAUGCUUUUGGCUGUGCCAUUUUAGCUUCCAUGACUUCCGUCUUACUUGGAUACGAUAUUGGAGUGAUGAGUGGAGCAGCCAUCUACAUAAAAAAAGAACUCGAUGUCUCCGAAGUGAAGCUCGAAAUUCUCGUCGGAAUAAUCAACCUCUACUCUCUCGUGGGCUCCGGUUUCGCCGGAAGAACCUCCGACUGGAUCGGCAGGCGUUACACUAUGGUCUUAGCCGGUGCCAUAUUUUUUGCGGGAGCCUUACUCAUGGGAUUCGCCACAAACUAUGCAUUUCUCAUGUUCGGUCGAUUUGUCGCCGGACUUGGAGUAGGGUAUGCCCUCAUGAUUGCUCCGGUGUACACGGCGGAGGUUUCUCCGGCCUCGUCGCGGGGAUUUCUCACGUCGUUCCCGGAAGUUUUCAUUAAUUUCGGUGUACUUCUGGGAUACGUUUCAAACUUCGGCUUCUCCAAGCUCCCCGAAAAUCUCGGCUGGCGCUUCAUGCUCGGAAUCGGAGCCAUCCCCUCCAUCGGCCUCGCCAUCGGCGUCCUCGGCAUGCCGGAAUCCCCUCGCUGGCUCGUCAUGAAAGGCCGCCUCGGCGAAGCCCGACAAGUCCUCGACAAAACCUCCGACUCCAAAGAAGAGGCUCGCCUCCGCUUAUCCGACAUCAAAGCCGCCGCCGGCAUCCCCGAAGACUGCAACGACGACGUCGUCGAAGUCCCUCGCCGGAAAAACGACGACGCCGUCUGGAAAGAGCUCCUCCUCCGCCCCACCGCCUCCGUCCGUCACGCAUUCAUCGCCGGCGUUGGGCUCCACUUCUUUCAACAGUCCAGUGGCAUAGACGCCGUCGUUUUGUACAGUCCCCGAAUCUUCGAAAAAGCCGGGAUUAAAAGCGAUAGUAUGAAAUUACUCGCGACAAUCGCGGUUGGAUUCUCGAAAACGAUUUUUAUUUUAGUCGCGACUUUUUUGCUCGAUAAAAUCGGGAGAAGACCGUUGUUGUUGACCAGCAUGGGCGGAAUGGUAAUUUCACUAACUCUCCUCGGGACUUCAUUAGCAGUUAUUGACCAUUCUGACCACACGGUCCAUUGGGCCGUAACGUUAGCGAUCUUCGGGGUUUUAGCCAAUGUGGCGAUGUUUUCCAUUGGGCUGGGCCCGAUCGCGUGGGUCUACAAUUCGGAGGUGUUUCCGCUGAGGCUGCGGGCCCAGGGGUGCAGCAUUGGGGUCGCGGUGAACAGGGGUACAAGUGGGAUUAUUUCGAUGACGUUUUUGUCCUUGUACGAGGCGAUUUCGAUUGCGGGGGCGUUUUAUUUAUAUGCGGCGAUUGCGGCGGUGGGGUGGGUGUUUGUGUUCACGUUGCUGCCGGAGACGCAGGGGCGGAGCCUGGAGGAGAUGGGGUUAUUGUUUGGGAAUUAUUUUGGGUGGAGGACGACUUUGAGGGAUUUGAAGCACAAAGAAGCUGAGGAGGCAAAGAAUGCUAGUGUUGUGUCCAGUUUAUAAGAAUUUAUUAGGCUAUUUUGUAUUGAUCAGUAUGCUACUGUAUGGGUAGUGUGUACCACAACAUUGUAAUGUGAAUCUGGGGACGAGCCAUUUAUGGUUUGGAUUGUCCUUGACUUAUUAAUACAAAUAUCUAAUUAUAUCAA
This is a messenger RNA of Daucus carota subsp. sativus, 1809 nucleotides long. Its product is annotated as polyol transporter 5. The transcript is spliced from 3 exons. Gene Ontology annotation, cellular component: membrane. NCBI's taxonomy places the organism in Eukaryota, Viridiplantae, Streptophyta, Magnoliopsida, Apiales, Apiaceae. Gene Ontology annotation, molecular function: carbohydrate:proton symporter activity. Bases 83 to 1666 code for a protein of 527 amino acids. Gene Ontology annotation, biological process: transmembrane transport. The record is from RefSeq and is a predicted model, not a curated record.